Messenger RNA from Monoraphidium neglectum, 2511 nucleotides. RefSeq lists its product as hypothetical. Lineage: Eukaryota; Viridiplantae; Chlorophyta; Chlorophyceae; Sphaeropleales; Selenastraceae. The transcript is spliced from 6 exons. Bases 1 to 2511 code for a protein of 836 amino acids. The record is from RefSeq and is a predicted model, not a curated record.
AUGCAGCUGCUAAAAAGCCAGGAGAAGCAGAUGCUCUCGCCGGGCUCGCGCCUGCAGGAGCAGACCCUGGGGCAGCGACAGCUCAACAGCGGCGGUGCGGAGGCCGUGCAGAAGCAGCGGCAGGGAGCGGUGGCGGCGGCGGGUGCUGGCGGCUCGGGCGAAUCCGGUCGCAGGCAAGCGCAACGGGCAGGCAAGAAGACCGCGCGCAGGACGGCGGGCGCCGAGGCGGCUGCAGGCAGGGUUGAACCGCUGGCGGCGAGCAGCGGCGCCGCCAAGCCGUCUGUUGCAACGAAAAAGCAGCCUGUAGCUGCUGUGGCGCGCAGCAGGUCCAAGGCCACGGGCGCUGUUGCGGACGUGGCAGAGGACACGAACGUCGGCCCCACCGCCACCGAGGGUGCCGCAGGCGCCGCGGGCCCACGCAAGCGCGGCGCAAGCGCAGCCCCAGACGGCGAGCGCGCGGCCAAGACCGCAAAGCCGCUGCAACCGAAGAAAGCGCGGCAGCGGGUGCGGGGUCCUGCACGGGGCGACGAGCAUGAAGAGGCGGAGCGGCAGGCGGCGGCCUCUCAGGUGGCGGGGGCCGUUGAGUGUCUGGUAGCGUGGCGCUCGGGCGGCAACGGCAGGCCGGAUGUUGGCCAGGAAGAGGCCAGCGGCGUCGAAGAAGGGGAAGCGGACGAGCAGGAGAGAUACGCGCGCAGCAGGAGCGCCGUCGGCAGGGCCGCCGCUGCGAAGGCCAGCGUUGGCACUGGCAAGGCUGCAGCCGUUCGGAAGGCCUCUGGACCCGGUCAGGUGCGGCUGCGCCUUCCUCAGGAACAGCAGCAGCAGCAGCAGCAGCAGCAGCAGCAGCAGCAGCAGCAGAAGAAGCAGCAGAAGCAGCAGGAAGAGCAGGUGGAGGGACAGCAGCAGCAGGAAGAACAGGAGAAGCAUGCGCAGGAGGAGGAAGAGCAGGGGAUGGAAGAGGAAGAGCUGCCUGCAAGGGGGCGCGCCCGUGGAAAAGGCGCCACGCGGGCCUCCAAGCCUGCUGCGCGGGUGUGCACCUCAGCCAAGGGCAAGGCCCCCACUCGCCAGAAGCGCAAACAGCCAGAGGGGGAGGAGCAGCAGCAGCCGCGGGCGGAGGAUCUGCGGCGGCAGGAGGCGCAGCAGCGAAUUGAGCAGCAGCAGGAACAGCAGCAGCGGGAGGAGCAGCAACAGCGGGAUCAGCAGCAGCCGCAGGAAGAGGAGCGGCCGCACAAUCAUGACUCAGACGCUGCGAAACAGAGGCGGCGGCCGGAGCAGUGCCGGCAGCAGCAGCAGGACAAGCCUCGGCAAGCAGUAGAGCCGCCGCAAGCAGGCGAGCAGCAGCUGGAGCAGGAGGAUCAGCAGGAGCUGGAGCAGCAGCAGCAGCAGCAGCAGCAGCAGCAGGAGGUGCAAAUCAGCAGCGGCAGCGGCGGCAGCAGCAGCAGCAGCAGCAGCAGCUCCUGGUUGAAGGCGGCGUGGAGGAUGCGCACCCUGCGGGAGCAGCAGCUGGCGCGCCAGCAGCAGCUGCUGCAGGAGCAGCAGCGGCUGCGGGCGCCGGUGAUGGCCGCAGCGGCGGCGCCGCAGCCGCUUGCGCCUGCGGAAGAGGUGAUGCGGGGCCUGCAGCAGCAGCAGGAGGCGGCGGCGGCGGCUGCGGCGAGCGAGGCGAAUGAUUGGUCGCGGGAGCAGCAGGAUGCGUUGCAGGCUGCGUACUGCCAGGUGGCCCCCACCCACCCCUGCUUCUGGGCAGAGGUUGCCGCGCGCGUCCCUGGCCGCAGCGCGGCCGAGUGCUUCUCGCGGAUCUUCGAAUCCGUCAGAUCACCCCAGGGCCGCGCGCCGAAGCGGCGCGCGCCGCCCGGCGCUGGCGCUGGCGCGGGCGCCGCGGCGCUGCUUCCGCCCGGCACCAAGAAACCCAGUGUCGCCGCAGCCCGCAAGCUGGCGCGCGGCCUGCAGCAGCAGGCACGCCUGGACCGCGCUGCGGGCGCCCCGCCCGCCGCGGCGCCCGGGCGCGCGGGCGGCGACGGCGGCAGCGGCGAGGAGGACGGCGGGUACGUCACCAGCUUCCUGCGCCGCAGGGGCGGGUGGAUCAAGUACCAAAAGCAGCAGGCCCAGGGCCACACCGCGCAGCAGCCGCAGCCCCACGCUGCGGCCCCCCAGCAGUUGCCACCCGUGCACCGGCCGAAGCAGCCCGGCGCGCCGCCCCACCGCGGCGGCGCCGCCGCCGGCCUGGGCGCGGCGGCUGCGGUGCCGCGCGUCAGGCUGACGCAUGCGAUUGGCGCGGCGCUCGGCGGCGCCGGCAGCGGGGCGGUCGGCGGUGGGCGGGGCGGCGCGAUGGAGGAGGAAGACGAGGAUGACGAGGCGGCGAACGGGAUGCAGGGCGGCGGCGGCGGCUACGGCGAUGCGGACGGCGGCGCAUAUGAUGGCGCGGGCGGUGGUGGCGGCAGGGAUUACUACUUUGACGAGGAGGAGGAGGUGGAUGACGAGGACCUGCUGGCAGCUGCCAUGGCGGGGUACGAUUGA